GCGUAGACUCUGUUUUAUAAAGGAGGAAAAGAAAACAAAGGAAAACUCUCGCUCUCUCUGGGUCUCUGGAAGCAUGGAGGAAAGUCUGGUACAGAAGCAUGAAGAAGAAAGUGAAGAAAAAAGAGUGAGAUGGAGUGGUUUCAGUGAAGAAAUGAGAAGGAUAAGUGUAAUAGCAGGGCCUAUGGUGGCUGUGGUUUCUUCCCAAUAUUUGCUGCAAAUAGUGGCAACCAUGAUAGUUGGUCAUUUGGGUGAACUCUAUCUCUCUAGCGCCGCCUUAGCCAUUUCCUUAGCAGGGGUGUCUGGUUUCAGUCUUCUUAUGGGAAUGGCUAGUGGACUAGAGACAAUUUGCGGACAGGCUUAUGGAGCUCAGCAAUAUCAAAAAAUUGGACUGCAAACAUACACUGCCAUUUUUUCUCUCAUAUUGGUUUGUAUUCCCCUGUCUGUCCUUUGGCUCAACAUGGAAAACAUACUAGUUUUCAUGGGCCAGGACCCUCUAAUUUCACAUGAAUCAGGGAAGUUCACACUUUGGCUUCUACCAGCACUUUUUGCAUUUGCAAUUCUACAGCCAUUAGUUCGAUAUUACCAAAUCCAAAGUAUGAUUCUUCCCAUGCUUGCAACUUCUUUUGUCACACUCACUAUUCAUAUACCUCUUUGUUGGGCCCUGGUGUUCAAAACAAGGCUGAAUAAUGUUGGUGGAGCAUUGGCAGUCAGCAUUUCAAUGUGGUCAAACGUGAUUAUGCUUGGAUUAUACAUGAGAUACUCCUCUGCUUGUGCAAAAACCCGUGCACCCAUUUCUUUGGAUCUCUUUAAAGGAAUGUGGGAGUUCUUUCGGUUUGCCAUCCCUUCGGCAGUAAUGGUUUGCCUUGAAUGGUGGUCGUAUGAGCUGCUUAUAUUGCUGUCAGGGCUGUUACCAAAUCCAGCACUUGAGACUUCAGUUCUAUCAGUUUGUCUAAACACUAUUUCAACUCUUUAUACAAUACCCUUUGGAAUUGGUGCUGCAGCAAGCACAAGGGUUGCAAAUGAAUUAGGAGCUGGGAAACCACAUGCUGCUCGUGUUGCUGUGUUAGCUGCAAUGUCUCUUGCAGUCAUUGAGACAAGUGUAGUAAGCGCAACACUCUUUGCCUGCCGCCAUUUUUUUGGUUAUGUCUUCAGUAAUGAGAAGGAAGUUAUUGAUUAUGUCACUGUCAUGGCCCCUCUCGUAUGUAUAUCUGUUAUACUAGACAGCUUACAAGGUGUUCAAACAGGAAUUGCAAGAGGUUGUGGAUGGCAACAUUUAGGAGUUUAUGUAAAUCUUGGGGCUUUCUACCUUUGUGGGAUUCCAGUGGCUGUCAUAUUGGCAUUUGUGGUGCGAGUGGGAGGAAAAGGACUCUGGAUUGGUAUACAAUGUGGUGCUCUUGUUCAAACUAUUCUACUUUCUGUCAUAACCAGUAACAUAAAUUGGGAAAAGCAGGCCAUCAAGGCAAGAAAGAGGUUAUUCGAUGAUGAAUUGGUAUGAGAAGCCCUUAAUCAAAGGCCAGUUUCCUAAAAAUGGGGACCAUUUUCAUGUGUUAGGAGUAAUGAAUUCUUGGCUUUGUGAAACUUUCGUGCAUCUGAUUAAGAAUACUCAGAGCAAUUUUUGUGAAUUAACAGGACAAAGAUCACUAUUGCCAAUUUAUUUGAUAUUCCAGAGUAGUGUCUGCUGUACUGUUUGUUUGACAUGUUAAAUUUGAGGUGGCAAAUGAACCCCAA
Messenger RNA from Vigna radiata var. radiata (mung bean), 1728 nucleotides. Its product is annotated as protein DETOXIFICATION 12. Lineage: Eukaryota; Viridiplantae; Streptophyta; Magnoliopsida; Fabales; Fabaceae. Gene Ontology annotation, molecular function: xenobiotic transmembrane transporter activity; antiporter activity. Gene Ontology annotation, biological process: xenobiotic detoxification by transmembrane export across the plasma membrane. The record is from RefSeq and is a predicted model, not a curated record. Gene Ontology annotation, cellular component: membrane. The transcript is spliced from 7 exons. The coding region runs from base 74 to 1495 and encodes 473 amino acids.